AUGCAACAUAGAAUGAAUACUUUUUUGAACAAGAUCGGAGGUCGAUCGGACCAACCCCCUUUAUCCGAUGAUAGCAGGGAUCUGACCCAAACAGAAAUAAGGGAAGACGGAAGCAAACCUUUAAGCAAAUUGACUCUGAAAGAUGAAUAUGGAACUAUAGAAGUGAAUGAAUCACAAGAUGAUUUAGAUAGUGAUCAAAGUCCUCGUAUUGAUCUAUCGUUGAACUUAACUGAAGAAGAAAAAGAAUACCGUGAGACUUCCAAAUGGUUUAAAUUUAAGCUCUUGUUAUGGGAUUCAGUAGAUAAGCAUCCCUUAGAGAAGAAGUUUUUGUUAAAGCUAGAUUUUUUUUUAAUGAGUUCUUCUAUGUUAGGAUAUUUUAUUAAACAGUUGAACGCAAGUAAUGUUACGACAGCGUAUGUCAAUGGUAUGGAUGAAUACUACGAGAUGAAUGCUAAUCAAUACAACUACCUUCAAACAUUGUGGACAGUGGGCUACAUCAUUGGACAAGUGCCAUCGAAUUUGAUUCUUCACAGAAUUAGUGCCCGAUAUUAUCUUGGAGGCUUGGAGAUUACGUGGGCAAUUUUGACUGUCCUAAUGAUUACAUGCAAAUCUUUGAAAGGACUUUAUGCUUUGAGGUUUUUAAUUGGAUUAACAGAGUCUGGGUAUUUCCCUGGGCUCGAGUAUUUAGUUGGUUCAUGGUAUGGGAAGAAAGAGUUGAGCAAGAGAUCUUCAUUCUUUGCUUGUGCUGGUGUGGCUUCGGGGUUGGUAUCCGGACCCUUACAAAGUAGAAUCUUAACUAACUUCGCGAAUAGUAAGCUUCCUCCCUUUAAAUGGAUGUUUGUUUUUGACGCUGUGAUAUCACUACCAAUUGGAAUUUACACUUUAUUUGUUGAUCCUAAUACGCCAUCGACUACUACCUCUUGGUACUGGACCGAGACCGAUAGAUUAAUUGCCCUUGAGAGAAGAAGGAGAAUUGGGGCUCAAUUGAACACACGAUCAAAGUACACUUGGAAGAAAAUAAAGUCAUUUUUUAAUACUUGGCACAUUUACGUUUUUCCAAUUAUUUUUUUGGCUUACAACAAUAGUUGUGCUGCCAACAGUCAGCCUACAUUCCAAACAUGGAUGAAGAUAACUUUGGGCGAACCUCAACAAGUAUAUAAUCAUAUGACUGCUGCAGUUAGUGGUGCUGGGAUCGGUUUCACAAUAAUAUUAGCGUACUUCGCCGAUUUUAUUGGAGGAACAAAAAAUCAUUAUCUUGUCGCUGCCUUCUUCAUAUGCUUAAUGAUCGGCUGUUCGCUAUUAGCGCAUUGGAACAUACCUGAAGGGUUACAGUGGUUUUGCUACUUUUUGAUUGGUGUUCCAACAUCUUGGGGUCAACCACAAAUCUUUUCGUGGGUUAAUAGGUUAUUGUUUCAUGACGAUAUGAAAAGAAACUUUGUAGUCGUUUGCACAAAUGUAUUGGCAUAUGUAACCAAUGCUUUUGUGCCGAUUUUUGUUUGGGACACAGCAGAUCAACCAGAGUACUUCAAAGGGUUCACGUAUACCGCAUGUUUAAGUUCAUUGGGAUUAAUUAUGACGGGUAUUGCCUUUUAUUUUACUCGAAGAGAUGAAAAACUUUUGAAUGAAAAAUUCAAGACUAAUUUGCAAAAACUCUGA
Priceomyces carsonii is the source of this 1656-nucleotide messenger RNA. RefSeq lists its product as uncharacterized. The record is from RefSeq and is a predicted model, not a curated record. The transcript has a single exon. Gene Ontology annotation, molecular function: transmembrane transporter activity. Gene Ontology annotation, cellular component: membrane. Bases 1 to 1656 code for a protein of 551 amino acids. Gene Ontology annotation, biological process: transmembrane transport. NCBI's taxonomy places the organism in Eukaryota, Fungi, Ascomycota, Pichiomycetes, Serinales, Debaryomycetaceae.